AUGGCUGGCGUGAACGAAGCCACGGGCACGCGUGGGCGUGUUUUGAUGAAUGAUGUCGACAUUGCCGCAGAACUGGAGGCGCUGCAAAGCACCACGGCCGCGCUACGCGCAGCGACGGAGUCUGUGGCUGAGGCGAGGUGUCCUGGCGGCAGCGAGGACAUCAUUACCACCAUCAACACCGACAUGGAUGACAUAGAAAAGUGGUACGGUGGUGUGGAGGCCCCCAACGGCCUUAUUUACGGCAUCCCUUUCUCCGGCACGAGCGUGCUGAUCAUCAACCCCGAUCUCAACACGUUUGACACGACCAGCAUCGCCUCGCUGUCUGACCAAGAACGAAAGUGGCGUGGCGGCAUCCUGGCCAGCAACGGCAUCAUCUACGGCAUUCCCUCGCACGCCUCCAAUGUGCUCAUCCUCGACCCCGCCACCAACAGCGUCGACACCACGACCAUCACCAACAUUCCCAGUGGCAAUUACAAGUACGAUGGCGCGGUGCAGGCACACGACGGGCUCAUCUACGCAUGCCCGUCGCACGCAACCCACGUGCUCAUCAUCGACCCAGCCACCAACACCGCAUACCCUAACAAGAUGGGCGGUCUCCCGCUGGCCACGAACAAGUGGUUUGGCGCCGUCCUGGCCAACAACGGCCGCAUCUACUGCAUGCCCGGUAAUGAGGACUCCGUGCUCAUCAUCGACCCCAAGCUCCACUCGCUGGACAUGACCACCAUAUCUGACAUCCCGGAUGCCGAUCAGUGGCGCGGGGGCGUGCUGGCCGACAACGGCAAGAUCUACGCCAUCCCAUCCCACGCGGACUUUGUGCUCAUCAUCGACCCCGAAACCAACACCAUCGACACCACGUCCAUUGUGGGCCUUCCGGACAUGGAUGACUUCAAGUGGACGGGCGGCGUGCUUGCAGGCAGCGGGCUCAUCUACGGCAUUCCCCGCAACUACUUCACCGUGCUUGUCAUCAACCCGUUUGACGACACCGCCGACACGACAUCCCUUGCUUUUGACACUAGAACAUCGCCCUUUCGCUGGUCCACGGGCGUGCUUGCCUCCAACGGUAACAUUUACGCCAUCCCAUCAUAUUCCCAGAACAUUCUUCUUUGA
Salpingoeca rosetta is the source of this 1107-nucleotide messenger RNA. RefSeq lists its product as uncharacterized. Gene Ontology annotation, molecular function: protein binding. The transcript has 2 exons. NCBI's taxonomy places the organism in Eukaryota, Choanoflagellata, Craspedida, Salpingoecidae. The record is from RefSeq and is a predicted model, not a curated record. Bases 1 to 1107 code for a protein of 368 amino acids.